ACAAUCAAACUGCAAGCAGCCCACCUGCCUCAAAACCAUCCUCCAACAUCUAUGAAGAGGUCUCAAGCUGCCCCCAAUCCUGGGAAAGAAGUGGGAAAAAAUGCUACUUCUUUUCUCAAACGCAGAAAAUAAAUGACUGGAACGCCUCCCGUGAAGAAUGUAUUCACAUGAAUUCAGAUCUGGUGAUCAUUGACAGUGAGGAAGAACUGAAGUAUCUUGCUUCACAAUCAAGAGGUCACUACUACUUACUUGGUCUCACAUACUCUGAGAGCGAGAAGAAGUGGAAGUGGAUUAACAACAUGGAACAUAGCACAGACAUGUUUACUAUAGGAGGAGACUCUACUGACUAUUUCUGCGCUGUCAUUGGACCUGGCAAAGUAGAAACUGCAUCUUGCAGUGGAUCUUCAACAACACGAAAUAUGUGUGAAAAAGAUGCAAAUAUUUCAGAAAGGCAGAAGAAGAGCUAA
Molecule: messenger RNA, 467 nt
Organism: Cariama cristata (Red-legged seriema)
Lineage: Eukaryota; Metazoa; Chordata; Aves; Cariamiformes; Cariamidae
Product: C-type lectin domain family 5 member A-like
Exons: 4
Source: RefSeq, a predicted model, not a curated record